AUGCUGCUGGAUCACCGAAACCUUACCUCCAUUUUGCUUGCUCGCCUGUUGUACAAGGAGAUUGUAGAGAAUAAAGCGAUUGGGGUUAAAGCCAUCCAGCAGAGAGUUCACCUUAAAUAUGAGUAUGUAAUUUCAUAUGGCAAGGCAUGGAGGGCUAAACAGACGGCACUGGAGAACAGAUUCGGGACCUUCCUAGAUGCUUAUGACGGCGUCGUCCGUCACCUCCAGACAUUGAAGGACCGGAAUCCGGGCACCUAUGUGGACAUACAAGAUUUUGGGAUACCAGAGUUCCCUACUGUCAGGGUUCUGCACAUGGUGUUCUUCGCAUUCAACAUAUGCAUCGAGGCUUUCAACCACUAUCGUCUGGUGAUGUGUGUAGAUGGAACUUUUCUGACUGGCAAGUACAUGGGUCAGAUUCUGACAGCCAUUGGCGUGGACGGCAAUAAUCGAAUUGUGCCUCUCGCAUUUGCAUUUGUUGAGAGGAAGAACACUGCUAGCUUGUUAGGGUUCUUCAGGCAGAUAAAAAAAUCAAUUGUGAAAGAUCGCCCAAAUGUGUGCAACCUCCACAACAGGCAUGCAUAUAUACUUGCGGCUAUCAAGACGCUGAAACAAGCAUGA
This is a messenger RNA of Lolium perenne, 618 nucleotides long. RefSeq lists its product as uncharacterized. NCBI's taxonomy places the organism in Eukaryota, Viridiplantae, Streptophyta, Magnoliopsida, Poales, Poaceae. The record is from RefSeq and is a predicted model, not a curated record.